AUGGCUCAUGCAUAUUCUAGUUUGUUUGUCAAAGUUAGUGAAGGGAAGUUGGCAAUAGUGUUGGUAUAUGUAGACGAUUUGAUAAUCACUAGAGAUGAUAGUGAAGAAAUCCUCCAAAAAUUUGGAAUGCUCAAUUGUAAGACCAUCACUAUACCAGUGGAACCGAACACCAAGUUUUGUGCUUAUGAAGGGAAAGACUUAGAAGAUAGGUUGAUGUAUCAGCAACUUGCAGCGAGUCGAUAUAUGCAGAACCCCAAGAAACAACACUUGGAAACAGUUCGACGAGUUCUAAGAUAUGUGAAGGGUACUCUUAAUUAUGGUCUUCUAUAUAAGAAAGGUGAGGCUUGCAAACUAGUUGGUUAUUGUGAUGCUGACUAUGCAAGGGAUCACGAUACACCAUCAACCACUGGCUCUGUAUUCAAGUUUGGUUCAGGGACAAUUUCUUGGUGUAGUAAAAGACAACCAACUGUGUCCUUAUUGACAACAGAGGCAGAAUAUAAAGCAGCAACUAUGGCAACCCAAGAAAGUACAUGGUUAGUGCAACUUAUGGAAGAUUUGCACCAAAAAAUUGAUUAUGCAAUACCCCUCUAG
This is a messenger RNA of Gossypium arboreum, 591 nucleotides long. Its product is annotated as secreted RxLR effector protein 161-like. The record is from RefSeq and is a predicted model, not a curated record. The coding region runs from base 1 to 591 and encodes 196 amino acids. The transcript is spliced from 3 exons. Lineage: Eukaryota; Viridiplantae; Streptophyta; Magnoliopsida; Malvales; Malvaceae.